This is a messenger RNA of Anarrhichthys ocellatus (wolf-eel), 9609 nucleotides long. Its product is annotated as protein MTSS 1-like. Lineage: Eukaryota; Metazoa; Chordata; Actinopteri; Perciformes; Anarhichadidae. Gene Ontology annotation, molecular function: phospholipid binding; actin binding. Gene Ontology annotation, biological process: positive regulation of actin filament bundle assembly; adherens junction maintenance; plasma membrane organization. The coding region runs from base 3848 to 6247 and encodes 799 amino acids. Gene Ontology annotation, cellular component: actin cytoskeleton; cytoplasmic side of plasma membrane. The record is from RefSeq and is a predicted model, not a curated record. The transcript is spliced from 14 exons.
CACACACACACACACACACACACACACACACACACACAGACAGACAGAAAACUAUCACCUCUGUCACAAAUGUCCCCAGGCCAUUGAGACAAAAGUUUCCACACAGAAAGUUGAAAUGUCACAGACCAAGAGACAAAGCUUUGUUAGGGUUGUAUGAAGUAGUGGUUUCUUACAAGUAUUAGUAUCACAACCUGACACAGAGAGAAUUAAUAAACAGCUGUGAGACAAUCUGUUGACAUUAUAGCCUCCCGUAUAUUCUCUCUACUGUGGAGCGUGGUUUUUGAAACGUUAGCCAAACAUUCAUUCUGUGGCCAAAUUUGCAUUUCUUUUUUUUUUUUUUUGUCAAAGUUGCUAGUGCUGUCUACUUGCUCACUGGGUUUUAAUAAAAAAAAAAAAAGACAUCAGUUUAGCAUCGCUUGUACACAGAUGCACCAAAGAGUCCAGCUUAUAGUCUAUAAGUGUAUGUGUCUGUUCUCUACUAUUUAAGUGUUUGUGGUUGAGGGAUAAUUACAAGCCUCUGAAACAACCAUGUCAACAGCCAGCUAUGCUACACACACACACAUGCACACGUUCAUGUGUGUGUAGAACUGGACCUGCCAAUGGAACUAUUUCUAUCCAGGGGUCAGUCGGCACUAGACGAUGUGUGUUAGCAGCCACUUUACCCUGAAAGCAACAGAACAACUUUCCACAAACAGGGCAAACUGCACCCAAACCUUCAACACUUCCUCUGACCACAUGUGAUGUCUGAGCUCGUUUAGAAAUGGUUGAAAUCAAUAUCAUAAUAACAAUAAUAAUUUUCACUAUAUCACCAUCACAAUGUGGCAAAAUAUGCAAAAUCACAUAUAAGAUAAUCACAAAAUUUACGUCAGACAAAUCUCUGUCAUACGCACAAAACAACUUCACUAAUUCAUACCGGCAUAAGUUGCUGACAAAAAUAUUGACUUAGUCCGACCACACGCUGCAGUGCUGUGGACACACACGACACACAAUCCUACAUGUUUCCACAGUGACUGGUAGUCAUGGCAGAGGCCACAUGGACUAGCUACCUGCUGUGAGACGCACAAGUCUCUUUCACACAUGGAGUAUGUGGUAUUGCUGAAUUUUUUUAAGUUCAACAACAGACUUUUCUCAUGAUUAUCAUGUCCCUAUUGUGUAAACAGUUUUAGUUUCAAGCCUCAGUUACCUGAAAUGUCUGCCCGUUUAUGCUCAUGGCAUGGGAGGAGUUCUUAUGCCGUCACCACGUCUUGAGCAGUGCUAACGUCUAUAAAGCUGAUCCCUUGAAAGGAAAUGCACUAUUUAGUGGAACUCUAUUCAAAUGGAAAUGGAGCUAUUUCAAUAAUCUCAUAAAAUCUGACUUGUGUGAGCUAGAGUUCCAUCUAUCAUAACGGCACACCUGUGCGUAUAGCCAAGAGCACAUGUUGGUUCUCUUAUACGCCUCGUAUCAAAUCCAGGAGUGUGAGUGGGACAAAUGAAUAAUCACCUGAAACCAAACUCUUUUCUCGACAGAGUGGGCUACAACUCUCCAGUAACUUCUUAAUGAAAAACGUUUGCCGGCACUAAAUCCUCCUCCUUUCGGCUGCCGUGUGGCCUCUUUGUGGCACUGUGGCAUCUCUCCGCCACACCCUCUAGAAUAACAAGCAGUCAUAGUAAGGGUGAGAUGGGCGGAUGGAUGGAUGGAUAGGAUGACUAAACAAGUCAACGCAGGAAUGAAUGAACAUUAUGGUGCUGUAUAACAGGAAGGUCUGUUAUGCCAUGUAGUAGCCACACCCUCUGCAAUAACAAGCAUGUGGGGUGAAAAGAAAAACCAGGAAUGAAUGAAUGGAUAGAGGAAAAAUGUUGAGGACAUAAUGGGCUCAAUGGGACGGAGUUAAAUUAUGUCUUGGUAACAUGGUUGAGAAAGUUGAAAUUUGCCAUCUAGAAUCACUUAAGUCUGUGUUACAGUUGGUCUCGGCCUCCUUCUCACUUAGCAGUCAAAAGCACACUGAGCUAAUUCUGCUCUUUUAGAAGAGCAGGACAGAUGCAGAUUGUCUGGAAACCAGUUUAUAAUCACACAGUGAUGGAGACCCAAAACUACAGAUGCUGUUCCUCUGGUUUAGUUCUGGAGUAGAGACACGGGGAGAUACUUGUUUAUUUUCGCCCUGAUGAAUUUGGUUCAGUCUGGCAGACAUGGAGAGCUUAGCCAAAGAGACAAAAGCAGAGGAGAUUCAACACAAAACUUGUCUUAUAGUGCCAAUUCCACGACACUUGACUCCAAAUAUCUAAUAUAUAUCUUGUAUACGACAGACAAACGCACAUGAAAAUGCUUUAUCCUCUAAACUUUCCUUCACACAAGAGCCUGUGGAAUUUAGACAUUCAGCACUAAUUCGGAACAUAUGCUCUAAACUUUGCACCCAUCUUUCCCCCUCAGCCUAAGAUACACUGUUCACCCAAGGUAGCUUCAAAAAUCUCACACCAAUAUUAGAUGUUAGAUUAGAUUAGUCUGCAAUACAAUUGUCCUGGUGCACAUAUUUUCAGAAAUAUAUUGUUUUUUCACCAGCAUGAUGAUCACGUUUUCUUCAAAUGACUAUUUUCCUCCUGUUCUAAUAGAAUUCCCUGUUUAGAGGAUUUUUUUCCUUUUCUUUUGUACCAUCCAAAUCUCCAUGAGGGUUGUAGGCCAAUCCAGCAGCCUCUCGCAUUUGUUUUGUCCGUAUUCUGACGAAGUAAAAGACAAUUUUGUGUGUGUUGUAAAUGUGAGUGUGAGUGAGUGACAGCUCUGUGUGUGUGUCUCUGCGUGCAGCAAGGACUGCGCUGACAGCAGAAUGGCUUGCUCUGUUGGAGGGAAUUCACACUUCACAUCAGAUCAUCACAACCAAACUGUCUCUCACACACACACACACACACACACACACACACACACACAGAGAGAGUUUCACUCUGCUUCUGAUACACUGAACAGAAUGUUGCAAGAACUCCACACAGUUUCAUACAAGAUAUCUGUGCCCCCACCAUGUCUCUCUCACACACACACACACACACACACAGUAGUGCUUCAACCCCACAGAGAAACAGACUAGUCAUACUGAGCAGCCAGACAAUAGUUCUGUCAAUCAACGUCAGAUCCUGCUUAGCUGUAGAGCCUGAGGCCUUCCAGUGGACAGCUAGUUAGCCUGUGUGAAGGAAACCGACACCAGCCUCAAGCACAUGUACAAGGCUCCAGCUCCAACUCCAACUUCCCAUCACUUCUCUUGACCUGCAUGUGUGUGCAGUUGGUAACUCUGUGUGUCCCACUCAUUACCACAGUGGAGAGAGUGGGGUCAAUAAGUCAAUCAGUGCAAGAAGUCACUCUCUGUCUAGUAUGAAGUUGAUGAAUUAACAGCAUUAAACUUCUGCAUACUGUACUUCAAUGUAAUUACCAAACUGCUUUACAUUCUAUUUUUAGAUGAAUGGCAACCUACAAGAGGCAGAAGGAGUUCAGUUGCAUCUUUUUCACAUUGUAAAAAAUGUAUAUUUUAUCAUUAUUCAUAUUUCAAUAUCCCAAUGUUUGUAUUUUAGCGCUGUGCUAAACCAUUUUCUCCAGUUACUUAUAUACUUAAAGGUUCUGCUAAAUGAUUUGGCUGCAGCCCUAAAAAAAAUGUAAAGUUUGUUGCAAAUGUGAAACUUUUUGAUGGUGGUUCAAUUCUGACAAUUAAUCCCAAACACAGACUUUGUGUCUAAAGCUGAUGUGAUACACUUGGAUCUCUCUGUUUAUUUUUACUCUCAUGGAAAUCGGUGUCACUUAAAGGAAUUCAUGUAAAUUAAAUGGUGUUUUUUUUUGUAUUUUUUAUGUCUUUCAGGCGGGACCAAAGACAUUGGAUCAGCAUUGACCAGGAUGUGUAUGAGACAUCGCAGCAUAGAGGCUAAGCUCAAACACUUCUCCAUGGCCUUCCUGGAGGGUCUGAUCAACCCUCUACAAGACCAGGUGGAGGAGUGGAAAAGAGGAGUCAACACUUUGGACAAGGACCAUGCUAAAGAGUAUAAAAGAGCCCGGCAGGAAAUUAAGAAGAAGUCCUCGGACACACUGAAACUUCAGAAGAAAGCCAAGAAAGCUGAUAAUCUGGGUCGUGGUGAUAUCCAGCCCCAGUUGGACAGUGCCAUGCAGGAUGUCAGCGAUAAAUACAUUCUGCUGGAGGAGACGGAGAAACAGGCCCUGAGGAAGGCUCUUAUAGAGGACAGACAGAGGUUCUGCUGUUUCGUAGCCAUGCUGCGGCCUGUAGUGGAUGAGGAGAUUUCUAUGUUGGGAGAGGUCACCCAUCUCCAGGCGAUCUCUGAUGACCUCAAAGCCCUGACUUCUGACCCACACAAGCUUCCCCCUGCUAGUGAACAGGUGAUCAUGGACCUUAAAGGCUCAGACUAUGGUUGGUCAUAUCAAACGCCACCCUCAUCCCCCAGCACCACGAUGUCCCGGAAGUCUAGCAUGUGCAGUAGUCUGAACAGCGUUAACAGUAGUGACUCCCGGGGAUCCAGUGGCUCUCACUCUCAUUCUCCUUCCUCCUCUUCUUCCUCCUCUUCCUCACACCACCUCUUCCACCACCAUCACCCCUGCCAACGGUACUGUAGCUCCACGCUACCCCAGCAGGCCCCGGCCCGGCUCUCCAGCAUCUCCUCCCACGACUCGGGCUUCAUUUCUUCAUCACACGACCAAUACACAUCGUCCAAAUCCUCCUCGCACAUGGCAGCUGAAACAAAGCCAUGUCCCAGGUCCAGUUCCUCUGAGGUGUCAGAAACUGGGCAGCUCCACAGUGACUGCAGCUCCCCCUCUCCUCUAGCUGCUGCUAGUGCACCUCAGCACACUACUGACAAGUUGUCCAAUGGCUUUGACCACUACAGUCCGGCCAAUUCCUCUUACAUGCAUACCAACGGGGGGAGUUUGGGGUCAGGGUCAGGCACUGCCUUUCCCUUCUUCCCUCCUUCCUCCUCAUCCUACACCACCACCACCUCCUCCUCCUCGUGCCCCACUCGUUCAUGGUCACGUCCUCCCUCGGCCUUGCUGCCAGACCAACCUCACAACGGCCCGUUGGGCUCCCCCAUGGUGCCUUCAUCACGAGUCCCCAGCUGGAAGGACUGGGCUAAGCCAGGCCCUUAUGACCAGCCCAUGGUCAACACUCUGAGGAGGAAGAAAGACAAGGAGACCCCAGCUGUAGUGGACAGUAAUGGUAGCAGCCGUUCCUCAGGCCCAGCCUCGGCGCCAGCUCUAGCUGCACUACAAACAUCGUCAUCAGUGGAGGAGAAGAACAGAACUUUGGCUGCACCGCUCAAGGCUGGUGAUAUUGAGGCUCAUGAGGAAUUGGCUCUGGCCUUAUCCAGAGGUCUGGAGCUGGACACCCAGAGGUCCAGUAGGGACUCCAUCCAGUGUUCCAGUGGCUACAGCACGCAGACCAACACACCGUGCUGCUCUGAAGACACAAUACCUUCACAAGUAUCAGACUAUGACUAUUUCUCAAUGGCCGGGGAUCAGGAGCCUGAGCAGCAGCAUUCUGACUUUGACAAGUCUUCCACCAUCCCCAGAAACAGUGACAUCAGUCAGUCCUACAGACUCAUGUUCCAGAGCAAACGGCCGGCCUCCACAGCCGGCCUGCCCAGCACACACACUCCUUACCAUGGACAGGGGGCCUACUCUGCAGGGCCCUAUCCCCCCACACCUGUCCACACUGGGGCUUAUCCUUCAACCCUUACAGGAACAUGUCCAGGUCAGGGAUUUUUUUCUGGAUCCAGCUCCUAUAAUGCCUCUGGCUCGUAUUCUACAGGCCACGGUCCUAUCAUUGUCACCCCGGGGGUCGCCACAAUCCGACGCACCCCCUCUUCAAAACCCUCCUCCCGCCGGUCAGGCUCAGCUGUGGGCACAGGCCCCAUUCCUAUUCGUACGCCUGUCGUCCCAGUAAAAAUCCCUACAGUACCCAAUAUGACUGGAGCAGUAAAUGGGAGCAAGAUUGUAGAGGCGGUGGGAAGAGGAGGAGGAGGAAGAGGAGAAGAAAACCCAGAUUCUGUAACAUUUGCAGGAAGGGAGGAUGCUGGCACGCUGCCUGUGAUGUCCUGGAGUGGUCAGGCCACAACCAAUCCUCCCAAUGUACCCCUGCACAACCAGCAGCGCCUAUACAGUGAGAUAGGGCAGCAAGGAGGAGGUGAGGAGGCAGGAGAAGAGUUGGAAGGUAACAUGCUGGUGGCCAUCCGCAAGGGGGUCAAGCUCAAGAGAACCCUCACCAACGACCGCUCCGCACCACGGAUCCCGUGAUGACGCGACACAAAAACGCAUGUGAGCUCCGGCUCUCGCUUCGUUGCGUUUGUAAAUGAGGUCAAAGGCUUUUGGAGAAAAAAAAAAAAAAAAAAAAAAAAAAAGUACAGAAUCAAAAGGCUUCUUUUGCUAGUAUGAGAAAUGUAUUACACCUGUUUCUCAUUCUGUAAAUGUUCACCUGUGAGAGUCCCUCACUGCAGAAGCCAUCUUUGAUUCAAUAUGGAAAAUACAUAGAUAUGCUAAUGUUGUGCUUCACGGGUUCUGAAUUGGCCUAUGAUGCCUCAGAAAUAAUGUAAAGCCAAGUUCGUUAAAAUACUGGUUUUGACCUAAAGUGGGACACAGGCCCACUUGUGGUAAGUCGAGUAAUUAUACGAGUACAAAGAUAAGACCUAAGAAAUGAGGUUGAAUAAAGGUUGUUGGCCUAAGCACUAAAAUGUUUUUUGCAAAUCCGAGCCCACAGCUGUCUAAUGCCAGAGUCAAACAUGAGGAUGUUUUUUGUUAAUAAAUCACAAGAGAAGGACAGAGUAGCAUUACACCACAGUAUGUUCAUUUCUUUAAGACGACAGCAGAGACGUAUUUUACACACAUGCAUCCAGUAUUCUUCCUGAAGCAGAGGGUUGGACAAGGACAAUGUGUUCGCCUCUUCUCAGUGUAAAAAGGACACUGUGUGAACGAACUCUCAUUGUUUUGGGAGCACUUCACCAUCGUGGGACAAAUGAUCCUUCUAACUGCGUCCAUUUGACAUCUCCUGGAUUGCAUCGUCUGUGUCCGUGGAGGGGACGCCCUGAUGGCUGUAGGAAGGUGCUGUGUUGUCAUCCACUCACUGUUCAAAUGCUUCAUACUUGAGAUAUCCACAGAGCUGACACGGACAGAGGUGUGGGCGACACAGAGAGCUCCUCGAGACGCUAAAGUGAACUUCCACGUCAAAGUGGGAGGAGACUACAGUGUGACUAAAGCGUCACAUGGUUGAUGCCGUGACAUUAACAGCUACUACGAGUUACGUCCUGUUUGAGUUGUUUUAGUAUUCACAUGAUUUGUAAAUAGUUUUGCAUGUCUCUGUUGCUAAUGUUGGUGCUUCUUACUGUGUAUUUCCUUCUGCUGCUCCACAGUGGCACAAUCGUUAAGUUUCACAUCUUUAAACAGGAUAGUUAUUCAUUUCAUAUAAUGAUCAUCAAACCUUGUUACCUUUGGGCAGGAAUUCAUUUUAUUUUCAUCAUUUUUUCCAAGUAUGAAUCUCAUUUAAUCUGCAUUAUCUACAUGCUGAGCUUUGUAGAACUCCUCAGUGGUUCGUGUUUAUAUAUUAGCCCUUAUAUAUAUAUAGUAUAUAUUAGCCCCUUGUUUUUUGUAGCAUUUAUUAGCCAUAUUAUUACACACAUAGCCAUUAGCCAUAACAUUACUAAUAAAUGUCAAAGUACAGAUGUGCCAUUUCAAAACUCAACAUUAAAUCAAAUUGAUAUAUAUUGUAAACUAUUUUAUCAGACUUUUUUUUUUUUUUUCAGGACAAAUAUUUUUUGAUGUUUCUGAAGUUCUGAGUAGAAAGCUGUAAUUGGUAAUGCCACACCGGUUCUAUCGCUCUGUCUGGUUGCUGUUGUAUCAAACUCAUUGUUGUCUGCUUUGAAACGCAUGUAGCGUGCACGUGUCCUGUUGAUUAAUUAGGUUUUUACUUUUGCGUCCGUCAACUCCAAUUCUAGUGUUUGGAUUUUUUACAGGAGCAACAAAGGUGGCAAGUACAUACGUGUGGAUUUUGUUACACUUAAAACUCGGCGAUCACACCGAUGUGCAUCGUGGAACUUAAGAAGUCCAUCACCAUGGGUACAAUAAGAUGUUUGGGAGAUGAUGACUGCAGCGUUGUGAGACUAUCGGCUGAAACCAGUUCGUAUCUCCGAGUCAUUGCCUGUAUUUUCAUUUGCAUUUCAGUUCAAGCACUGUGAGACCAUGGCUACUACAAGAUGUGUGAAACUGUAAAUGUUAUUCAGCUUUACAGGUUAGUCCAAGAACUCACUUAUUUUAUUUAUUUUCUUCUGCUCAGUGUUGUUGUUUUUUCCUCAACCUAUUUUUAUACGUGUAUAUAUAAACUAUCGGAGUAAUAGAGUUGUUUCCUCUGUCCAUGCGUGUACUAUCUGAUGUGUUGUUUCAUCAGUGAAAUGUUUAUGACCGCCCUGCUACGAUUCAUUGACGUCCCAUAUUUCACACACGCGUAAUUGCACUUCAUUUUGAUAAUCGCAUAAAUGCUGGCUGGUUUAAAAAUUAGCAGUAGCUACAACAAAGUGUGUUCCUCUUGAAACAUGAUUUAAAAGGUUUUGGUUGUAUAAUGGUGAAGCCUGCAUCAGUAUUAUGGGUUGACAUGUUCGGGACGAACGGUAUUUGCAUGAUUGAGGGCUGAUUCCAGACCAGUUUCAGUUAAGUCAAGCAUAUCUUCAGAAGGAGUUUGCCUGAAUCAUUGUUUUCUAAUUUUUAGAAAUGAAUAUGUUUCUGCUUAACACAUAUUUUGGAGCGACUGAGCUGAGAGCAGACCGAUAACAGCCCUGAUAUCAAGUGUUUGCUGGAACAGAUGGUGACAAACGUUUAGCUGUUCCCUGAAAAUGAGUUUAAAAUGUUUGUACCUGUUAUUUACAACUCAUUUCAGGCAAAAUGUUAUUGAACUGUUCAUCUGGUCGGCAUCAAAUCUUAUUAGGUUUAAACAAAUGGCACACUGUCCAGUGUCUGGCCUGAUCUGACCUGAAGUUUCCAAAGACAUCUCGGCAUGAAAAUCCUUUCUGUAUAUUAAACAGAUUUCCUAUGUGUUUAAUGUAAACAAAGGUACAAUAGCAGAAAUGUCAGCAAAAGAGGUGAUGAUGAGGGCUGUAAAACAAGAAAGAUAUCAUCUCUGCCUGCAUUAGAACCAUAGUGUGAACAGGGAGAUGCACCACAAACCACUUGCAUACAUGAUACCCCUCUACUGUCUGAUUUCAACAGAGCAAAGAUGAUAUUACUUCCUAGAUGUUUCUGGAAACCCAGCUUCUGGAGAUUGUUGAUGUAAAUAUUUCUGUUUGUUUUUUGGCCGUCCAACCUGUCUAAAACGUAUAUUAUCGACCUGUAACUUCCAUAUUUAAAUUGCUAGCAUAAAUAUAUAUUCUAUCAGAGUUGCCAAAAGCCAGUAUAUCCUAUAAUUCAGACGUUUAUAGUUUGAGGGUUUAAAAGUACAAUAUUCCCUGGAUUCUAGUUUAGUUUUUAGCUUAUUGUUAUUCCCCCCCGAGGAGAGUUGACCUCUCUGUCUAUCUCUGUACAGUUCAACAGGCUAUAAUGCAGUUUGUUUCAGGAAGUAAAAGGUUGUUAUUUUUUGUGUAAUGACAGCUUGAGCAAUAUAAUAAAAAUAUAAAUUU